AUGAUCUGCCAACGCUGCCGCACCACUAUCCUUUCGCGACUCCAGCCGCAACACACCGUGACGUGGACGUCGUCUUCGUCAUGCGCGCGCCAGCUUCCCCUCUACCGGAGCCAAUUCCGGAAUUACAGUGAUGGCAAGCCGACCGUCUCCGCGACGCCCCCGCCGCCGAACCCUCGCCAACCCGUCACCGGCGAUAUCACAGUGCCGUCGGCCGUCUCGUCCGCAACCCCGGGGGUGUCGCAGCCCUUGAGCACACCGGAGGGCGUGCACACGGACGCCAACCCGGCGAAGCCCACGAAGCCCGUGGAGCGGCCGCCCAGCUCGUGUCCGGCCGGCACGAAACUGCAGGGUCUGAACUACUUCAAGAACAAGCCGGACCUCGUGGCGCUGGAAGACUCCGAGUAUCCGGAGUGGCUGUGGUCGUUGUUGGAUGAUGCGAAGAAGCAGGCCAAGUCGGAGGGUGGUGUGGAUCCUAGCAGUAUGUCCCUUUCGCUCCUUUGA
Messenger RNA from Aspergillus terreus NIH2624, 501 nucleotides. RefSeq names its product mitochondrial 54S ribosomal protein mL54. Gene Ontology annotation, molecular function: structural constituent of ribosome. The record is from RefSeq and is a predicted model, not a curated record. Lineage: Eukaryota; Fungi; Ascomycota; Eurotiomycetes; Eurotiales; Aspergillaceae. Bases 1 to 501 code for a protein of 166 amino acids. The transcript has a single exon. Gene Ontology annotation, cellular component: mitochondrial large ribosomal subunit.